AGACCAGCUGAGCUCGCGUAUAAACAAGACCGGUGUGCCCAUAGACAUAAUAUACAUAGACGCCGCAUUGGCUUCUGGUCGCGAGAAAUACGGCCGCCAUCUUGGAGCGGUCGUACUCGUAGUUGCGUAGCAGCAGAAGAUGCAGGAUGCCACAGCACUGUGCUGCUUAUUUCUGCGCUAAUCGGCGGACCAUCGCCAGCAGGACUCGGGGGAUAACCUUUCACAAGUUUCCAAAGGACAAACAUGUGAGGAAGAAGUGGGAAGUAGCUUUGAGGAGAGAUGGAUUUACAGCAAGUGAUUCAUCAGUGCUUUGCUGUGAACACUUCAAGCAGAGUGAUUUGGAUAAGACGGGUCAGAUUGUCCGACUCCGGGAUGGUGUUAUUCCAUCAGUCUUCAGCUUCCCGGUUCACCUCCAAAAAUUGGAAAAAGGCAGGUCUACCUCUACCUCCAGAAGAGCUGAUGAAUGUCUGUCCGUGGCCUCUCAGGAUUCCCAAGAAAUGGCAACCUCACACCCACAGCCUAAUGAUGAUCAUGGUUAUGCCUUGCCUGCUUCUCCUACCGCUCUUAAGACUAGACUCAAUGAAGCCUUGGCAAGAGUGGAAAGUCUGGAGCGAGAAAAGAAGAAUGCCAUUGCCAGAGAAAAGAGGGCAAAGAUCACUGUGAAUAUAACAUUACUGUUAAGUCCACAAUGAAUAUUGAAAUACGCCGAACUAUGUGCCCUGUGUCAUAGCUGCAUGUAUGACCUUUGCAGCAAAAAACCCCACGUGAGAAUCAGUUGGGUAUUCAGUGAGGUAUGAUUAAUUGAAUGCGCUCACAGCUGAUUGCACCUGCAAACAGAUUACACUGAGCGAAGCGGAGGACCGUUCCAAGAUGGCGGCUGCAUUUCUCGUCAGUGCCAAUAGGCGGUAGCGGCCAAUGCGGCGUCUAUGUAUAUUAUGUCUAUGGGUGUGCCUGCCUAUUCUGUGAGUUGAAAGAUGGAAGUCCUAAGACCCAGAAAAAGACCUCGGCGCUACUGUGAACAUUGCAACACUGAACUCUGUCAUACACAGUAUUUUGACCACAGAAAGCGCUAUUUCAAAAAUGGAGUUUGGGAGAAAAAACCCCAAAGGACUAGGUCAGAUAACGCACAGAGCCUGUUGCUAUCCAGUCAUGAGCCAACCGGCGGGAGUUAUGUUCUACCUGGAGUUGGAGAGAUUGAUGAAGGUGAAAUGCAGUCCGAAGACCCAGAAAAAGAAGUGAACAGUUUUGAGGAACCCGUCCUUGACCCUCUAGCAGAACUACGACCAGCCAUUAUAAAGCAGUUUAUAGUUGUUAAUGUUGUGUCAAAGGGUACGGCAUUUAAACAUGUUCUUGCACACGUUUCCUGGCUUCAUCUCCACCCGGGCAGACAUUUUUAUGGAAAGCCAAUAGAAGUUUGGGGCUUGCAGGGAACAGACACGUCAUACCCAGCAUCAUUUCUGCCAGUUGAGCGCAUUGCUAGAAGAUGUGUGGUUAAUACAUCCUCUGUGCAUUUAAGACCAAAGAAAAGGUCACUGUAGUCCUGCCACUAUGCACUGUAGUUGAGCUCUAGGAGACUGAUCUCUGCAGACCCCUCAUGCUGAUUCAAAUGUUGUUUGCAUGGAAUG
This is a messenger RNA of Gasterosteus aculeatus aculeatus (three-spined stickleback), 1625 nucleotides long. RefSeq names its product THAP domain-containing protein 6. NCBI's taxonomy places the organism in Eukaryota, Metazoa, Chordata, Actinopteri, Perciformes, Gasterosteidae. The record is from RefSeq and is a predicted model, not a curated record.